Molecule: messenger RNA, 603 nt
Organism: Heterotrigona itama
Lineage: Eukaryota; Metazoa; Arthropoda; Insecta; Hymenoptera; Apidae
Source: the annotation of a GenBank genome assembly
AUGGGAAACAUUGUCAAAUGUUUUGGAACGACCGGUAGAUCGAACUCGAAGCAUUCGCAGAUGCCGCAUGCAUCAUCGUGGAACGUAAUCUCGACGCAGGCCGUGGAAAAGACGGAAGAAAGAAGGAAAGAGGGAGAACGAGGCAGAAGAAUGAGGGGAAAGAAGAAGGAGAAGAGAGCGCAAGAGGACGUCAGUUUCUAUUGGGUCGAAAGUCUGUCAGCGCACAGUAACGAAACUCGUUCAUGGAAAGUGAAGAAGCGUAUAUAUAGUGGCGGAUGAAGAAGUAGUACGUCUAUAGAAACUUGCACGAACGUAGAUGCAACGAAAUCGGAAAUGGCAUUGGAAGAGGAGGGGAGAUGUGACGCGCGACGUGAGGGACAAGUGAACAUUUUCUUCUAUACGUGUAUACGUGCAUACAUGGACAAGUACAAGGGUAUAUAGGUAGUUGAAUCAAUAAUGUGAACGACUGGUGGAAGGACGCAAGAUACGCUCUUCUACUGUAGUAGAAGAUACGUAUACGUAUUUCAGCGUGAAGGAAAUCGCGAGCUUUCGCGUCGUCGCUAGUUUUCUAGCGAAUCUUUAGCAUUUACCGUUCUUAUUAUA